AUGGAACAUUUUGAAGAUUCGGGUCCUUGUGUAGUUUUGGCCAGUCCCGGUAUGCUUCAAAAUGGUCUUAGCCGGGAACUUUUCGAGAAAUGGUGCACAGAUGCAAAAAAUGCUUGCAUCGUGGCUGGCUACUGUGUCGAAGGAACUCCUGCCAAGCAUAUACUCUCCGAACCUGAAGAGUUCGUAGCGAUGAACGGUGACCGUCUGCCUAUGAGACUACAGGUUGGGUAUAUCUCAUUUUCUGCACACACAGAUUUUCAACAAACACUCGCAUUUGUCAAACAGCUCAAACCUCCACAUAUGAUUCUUGUUCACGGUGAAAUGCACGAAAUGAGUAGGCUAAAAGCAGGGAUUCUACGAAGCUUUGAAGAGGAGAACAUGUCGAUUGAGAUACACAAUCCUCGCAACACAGACACAGUUCGACUGCAAUUUCAAGGUGUAAGAAAGGCGAAGGUGGUCGGCUCAUUAGCAAUAAAAUCCAACAAAGUUGGCGACGUAGUUAGUGGAAUUUUGAUCAAGAGGAAUUUUAAUUAUCAAAUUGUUGAUCCUAAAGAUCUCACAGGUGUGCAUGUGGUAUACUUUUUUCAGAACGUUGUCUCUAAUUUUUUAUUUAGUGUUCACGGAUCUAUCAUCAUCUCGUCUUUCUCAACGACAGUCCGUGUACUAUUCUGGAAGCUUGCCGUUGCUCUUGUACAGCUUGAAUCAACUAAAUGA
Messenger RNA from Cylicostephanus goldi, 714 nucleotides. Lineage: Eukaryota; Metazoa; Nematoda; Chromadorea; Rhabditida; Strongylidae. The record is from the annotation of a GenBank genome assembly.